Molecule: messenger RNA, 7882 nt
Organism: Cottoperca gobio
Lineage: Eukaryota; Metazoa; Chordata; Actinopteri; Perciformes; Bovichtidae
Gene: zmym2
Product: zinc finger, MYM-type 2
Exons: 26
Coding region: 609-4949 (1446 amino acids)
Molecular function (GO): zinc ion binding
Source: RefSeq, a predicted model, not a curated record
UGUACACACGAUGCGGGGAUAUCUUUGCGCCUCGUUGUUUACCACCGCAUGAUACAAAUGAAGGCAGUUCAUGUGAUACGUAACGCGAGGGCGCCCCUAGCGGCGGUCGGGUAUAUUUGCCUCUGAUUGCGCCAGGGUGGACUCCGUGCAGGGGUAGCUCCAAUUAAACCCCCCAGCGUCACAGGUAUCAUACAAAUCGGGCUUUUUAUUCGGAUUCCCGGCCUGCUUUGGUGGUACUGGUAAUGUGCACGACUAGAAAUAACAAACUGGACGAGGAGGAGGGAGGUUGUGUAAUGAAACCACACGUUACCAACCGUUAGAAAUGGGCUCACUGUAUGAUGUGUAACAUUGAGCUGUUUUUUAUUUUAAUUUGAUUCGAAUAAAUUGCGAUUAUUUCUAGUGGUGUUUCAACAAUGGCGCAGUCUGUGCCUGCUCUCCUCCUCUCGGUCCGCCGCUAAUCCAAUGGCUGUUUGCGCCAGGAAGGGCAGGGGUGGGAACGGAACACUGAACCACGUUUCUCCUGGAUACCAACUUGGAAGCCGACCUACCCCCUCAUUUACCUGGGUUAUUUAUGGAAGAGUUGCGCAGCUCAGGUGGUUGCCUUAGCGAUGGACGGGGAGCCAGAACCAAACCCUGCCGUAGCAGAAGAGGCAGGGGAGCGGGUGGAGCCCAUGGACGCCACUCCCUCCCCCGAGCAACAGGCCACGCCCCCCUCCGAGGAGGCUGGGGAGGAAGUUUCCAUGGUAACAGAAGAAGAAGAUGAAGCCACAAAGGAGGGUGGCACAGAUGAUGAUGAUGAUGAUGAUGAUGUGGUUCUCGUAGGGGAGGAGGAUGCCCAGCCUUCUGUCAUAACCCUUUCCCACGACACACCCAGCACAGACUGCCUAGAGCCGGCUGAUGCCGUGGAAACCGUAGACAUGUCCGCGGCAGAGAUGACCCCCAGUUCUCCUGCGUCUUCCAGCACAUCCACGGCGGCAGCACCUCCUAAAACUCCAACCACAGAAGCAGAGCCUAUUGUCAUUGACGAUGAGGAGGACUCUGAGCAGAAGGACGCUUCCUGCACCUCACCAGCGCACCCUGGAGGCUCCUCUGGAUCCCACUCGCCAGGUGCACUCAGCAGCACUGAGCCAGAUUCAGAGAUCCGGAUCGCCAGUGUCACCACACUGGGCCACAGUAGCGAGAAAAGAGGCUCCACCGUUUCUGCAGUACACACUCCGCCACAUGUAGUGGACAUCGAGGAAGACAUGAGCCUGAUGAUCACCUCGGUGACAUCGCUGCAGGCUGGAGCGGCUGCUGUCACAGUGGCAGGUGAAGGCCAGGCAGAGGAAAACGGUCUGCAGAUUAGCAGCGCGUUCAGCCUGAAUCCUGACACCCCAUCUGGUCGACCAACAGCCUCCUUUAACCCUGGGCGGGGCUCAGGCCCCCUGGGCCAGCUGGUACAGAAUGGAGACACGGGGAUGCACAACAGAGCAGACUCGUGGAUCUCCCAGUCGGCUUCAGUCCCCCGCAACCAAAAACAAACGGGGGUCGACUCCCCGUCGGCGGCCACCUCCCUGCCCAAACCUCCAGGCCAGUCUUCCUCAACUACUUCCUCCUCAGGCUCACAGCCACAGCCCAGGACAGUCAAGGUGACCUGUGCAAACUGUAAAAAGCCUCUGAAGAAAGGUCAAACAGCCUACCAGCGUAAAGGCUCCACACACCUGUUCUGCUCCACCACCUGUCUGUCUGCGUUCUCACACAAACCCGCCCCCAAGAAGAGCUGCACCAUGUGCAAAAAGGACAUCACAAACAUGAAGGGUACCAUCGUGGCCCAGGUCGACUCCAGCGAGGCAUUCCAGGAGUUCUGCAGCACGGGUUGCCUCGGUGCAUACGAGAACAAGCAAAACCCGCCAAAAUCAGGCCUCAAAACCAAAUGUACUGUCUGCGGCAAACUCACAGAGAUCCGGCACGAGGUUAGCUUUAAGACUGUGACCCAUAAGAUCUGCAGCGACACGUGCUUCAACGUUUACCGCCGGGCCAACGGCUUGAUCAUGAACUGCUGCGAGCAGUGUGGCGACUACCUUCCCUGCCGCGCGUCGGCCAACCACUUCCUUCUGGUCGAUGGUCAACAGAAACGCUUCUGCUGCCAGAACUGCAUCAAGGAAUUCAAGCAGAUCCACAGUAAACUUGCGAGCUGUCUGACUUGCAAAACGCUGAUCAAGACGGGCGAGGUGCUACACAGCCUCGGGGCGGCCGGCACCAUGGGCUCCUACUGCUCCGUCAACUGCAUGAACAAGGGCAAGCUGGCGUCGACCUCCUUCAUCAACUCAGAGCCCACAUGUCACUUCUGUAAGAGGAAUUCAUUACCGCAGUACCAGGCCACGCUGCCAGAGGGAAACAUCCUCAACUUCUGCAGCUCACAGUGUGUUACCAAGUUCCAGAACACUACUCUUCAAACGACCACCAACGGACAGACGGCCCUCUCCACAACGAACAACGCCGUCCAGCUGAAAUGUAACUACUGUCGAGGAGCCUUCAGCUUGAAGCCCGAAACUCUGGAGUGGGAGGAUAAGGUCUACCAGUUCUGUAGUAAGACGUGCUGUGAGGACUACAAGAAGCUCCACUGCAUUGUGACGUUCUGCGAGUACUGCCAGGAGGAGAAGACGCUGCACGAGAUGGUCAAGUUCUCCGGAGUCAAGAGACCGUUCUGCAGCGAAGGCUGUAAGCUAUUAUUUAAGCAGGAUUUUAUCAAGCGUUUGGGUCUGAAGUGUGUCAGUUGUAACCACUGCAACCAGCUAUGUAAGAAAGGUUUGACCCGGCAGCUCGGCAACAUGACCCGGGACUUCUGCAGCGAGGCCUGCGCCAAGAAGUUCCACGAUUGGUACCACAAGGCGGCGAGGUGCGACUGCUGCAAGGUGCAGGGUGACCUGACGGAGUCUGUGAUGUGGAGAGCAGAGAUGAAGCAGUUUUGUGACCAGGAUUGUCUGUUGAAGUUCUACUGCCAGCAGAACGACCCCAUCAUGGUCACGCAGAAAGGCCCCGAGAACUGCACCCUGGGGUAUGAAAUGCACGGGGCCAAACUUGGGAUGGUGAACCAGGGCACUGUGGCGUACGCUGGUGGAGGUUUGAUGAGAGAUGUCAAGAACAAGGCCGUGCUCUGCAAGCCGCUCACGCUAACCAAGGCUACUUACUGCAAGCCACACAUGCAGAGCAAACUUUUACAGACGGAUGUAGACGAUGGUGUGAAGAGGGAGUAUAUUCCUGUACCCAUACCUGUGCCUGUCUUCAUCCCCGUGCCCAUGAAUAUGUAUGCCCAGAUCACCCCCACUACAGUCACUCUGCCUGUACCGGUUCCUGUGCCUGUGUUCCUGCCCACCACCCUGCACGGGGCAGAGCAGAUCCUCCAGACCCUCAUCGAGCUGAAACACGCGAUGCCCUCUGACUCUCUGGAGGCCGACAUGCUCUCCAUGGCUGAGAUGAUCGCAGAGGACCAGAAGCUAGAUGUGAAGCUGGUGAAGGUGAAGAGGGAGCACGAAGGGGAGGAGGCCUCCAGCAGCAGCUCUGAGGAAGAGGAGAAGAAGGAAGAGGAGAAGGAGGAGGAGGAGAAGGAAGAGGAGAAGGAAGAAGAGGAGAAGGAAGAAGAAAAGGAGAAGAAGGAAGAAAGGGAGGAGAAGAAGGAAGAAAGGGAGGAGGAGGAGAAGAAGGAAGAAAGGGAGGAGGAGGAGGACGACAAGUACCAGCCAGACCUGGACCUGGAGACAGACUUCCCUCAAGCCUCAGACCCUGUUCCUGUCCUGGAGGGGAUGGACGAGGACAUGGGCUUCUCUCUACCUCCAGUCCUGGCUGAGGAGACGGAGGAGAAGGAGGAGCCGGAGGAGUCUGCACCUCGACCGCAGCCCAGGAGACAAGGGAACAAGAGGCAGGCGGUGGAGGAGAGCUCAGAUCUGGCUUCGUCCUCUUCUUCCCAUCCUACAGACAGACACUCAGAAGGACGGUCGCUGCCUCUCAAAGCUCGUUAUGGCAUCAACGCCUGGAAGCGCUGGGCGCUGUCUCCUUCUGACCAAUCAGAUGACACCAAAGUAAAGAACAGCUCCAAACCAAGCCGGUCCAAAAGGAACCUGCUGUCGCUGAGUUCAGACGAGCUGAACGUGGCUCUGUCUCAGUUCGUCAGGGAGGUCUGCAGGCCCAGCGGGGAGCGCUACUCUCCCGAUAGCAUCCUCUACCUCUGUCUGGGGAUCCAGCAGCAUCUUCACACCAAAGGCCGGAAAGAUGAUCUAUUUAGUGACUCGUGUUACCAGCAGUUUGGAGAGGAGCUCAACAAAGUCCUGAAGGACUGGCAGCCCAGCGUGCUUCCUGAUGGUUCGCUGUGGGGUCGCGUGGAGGAGCAGAGCCUGUGGAGCAGCCGGCAGCUCGGGGAGCAGAGUCCGGCCGCUCUGCUGCGCUCUCUGGUUUACCUGAACACCAAAUACUUCGGCCUGCGCACCGUGGAGCAGCACCUCCGUCUCUCCUUCGCCAACGUCUACGGCCCCGACAGCGUCCAUCCUGUCACCAAGGAGACCACCGUGUGCAUCCGCGUGCCUUCCAUCUCUCAGGAUCACAGCGUGCAAACAGAGUCGAGGAAGAGGAAGCGUAAGUUGGAGGACGGCGAUCAGGACUUUGAGCCAGACGACGACUCGGGAGGCUCCUCUGUACGCUGCCCGGUGAAGAAGCACGAGUGUCACCUUUACGACCUCUACAGGUCCAAGUGCCCGGCGUUGUUGCAGGAGCGUCUAGACGUCUUCUACGUUCAGCCGGAUCCGUCCUGCGGUCCCGACGACCCGCUGUGUUUCAGCUCCGCACCGCUGGAGCGACAGAUCCUGGAGAGCCUCCUCACCCGAGUCCUCCUGGUCAGGGACGUUUACACAGACAAACAGCACCCAGAGGAAGACGAGGAGGAAGAGGACGGGGCUGAAGCAGUUGGGACAGAGUAGCAGCCACUUUGACUUCUGUUAGCAGAGCCUGAACACUCAGUGGAGGAGGAAGCGGAGUAUAGCUAGUAGUGUGUGUGUGUGUGUGCUCCUCCCCCGUCUUACCCUCCUCGCUGACUUUGUUUCCUCCUGGUGAGGGGCCUCCACCACCGAGAACUUGAUGAAGUAGAGGAGGAUGAAGCGCAGCCCAAACUUUUACUUUUGCUGAUAGAUUCCCAAACAGGAGCGGAGGAAGAGGGGCACAAAUGAGUCCUGAUGUGUGAGCUAGUUGGGAUUAACAGGAGGAUGAGGAGUAAGAGAUGAAGGCGGUGACAUUUGUUCUUGUGGUCGAACAAAAGCAAAAUCAGGUAGAAGACAAAGUGUGUCGACGGUCAUCGUGGCAUCUUUGAAAAGAUAGGAUGUGCUGCUGAGGGCCGGACGAGCUUAUAGUGCUCAGACGAGCAGCUUAACAAUAUUUAAACUCUUAACGCAGAAUCAUGACGGUGAUCAGCAGCCAGCGGGAGGCGAAGGGACAGCGUGUCGGGGGUGCAGGAUCCUUCUGGGCCAAUAUUCACAACUGUUCCCAAUUAAGCACUUAAUCGUGCUGCUCUAUAUUUCCAGUUUCUAUUUUAAUAAAGGAUGUUACAUCACUUAAUAUUCUACAGCAGAACAAUAUAUUUGCACUGGUGGAUCAUUCAGGUGUCGAAUCCAACGGCACGUCCACUUCUCUUUGUGGGGUUUUUAAAAUGCCUCCUGAUGGUCAAACGAAUAUUUGGUUUUGCACAUUUAAGAUUUAAACAUAGUGCACACGGUUGGUUUGUUAAACUCCUGCAGAAUGUACCGGAGGUGUGGGUUUUAAACAACCUGCAGGAGUUCUCGAGCAGAAUCCCUUUGACAUAUUAAAAGUUAUUUUAGUCUGUUUCAUCACUUACAUUAUCACUGCAGCGGCACUCUUGUGCACGGUUUAGAUUAUAAUGGCUGCUUUAAUAAAAGAAACAUCUUUUGGACACAUUUCAUAGGACAGGAAAGUUAUGAGUGCACCUUUUUAUAUGCUGGAAAUAUCAUGAGGUCAGUGUACCAAUCUGAACGGGACGGGCACUCGGAGUCCCCAAAGCCUCUCGCAAUGUACACAAGUGGAAGUAUAUGUAUCUGCUUUUCUCCUUGGUCCAUGCUACAUGCUUCCAAGUUACAGUAAAAUUGGGCCUGUAGUUUUCCCAUAACCCUGCAGACAAACCUUUUUGCCGGACGGAAUAAGAAUCACGCUGUACAUCGUCCCGCCUAAAUGGUAGUAAAGGGAUCUUAUCAAGUAAAAUGAGUGAAACCACCCGUGUAGGUAUGUGUAACCUUUUUUUACGGUUCUUUAUUGGCCUUGAGUGUGUGUCGAUUGUCAGUAUUUUAAAAGUGAUGCUAUGUAGAGCUGACUUUCAAAGAUUAUAAUGGGAAUAUUGCCAUGUUGGUUCUAUCCAUUGCUUUUUUUACUUCAUGAAGAUGGAAGUUGUGACAUAAAGACCGACGGCCUCCCAGAGCAGCGUCCUGGUGUCGCACAUCUCCAUUAUAACUGGGCUGCUGUCAUUCCUUCCCAUCAUCCCGCUCACUGCUCUUCCUCUGUCGGUGCUGCUCUCAGGCGAACCCGGUUCCACCACAGAGGACUUCAGGAGUCAGGACUGAUCCCAGGACAGUCGAAAGAGGACUCGAGUUCUCGUCUCACAACCCUGACUCGCUGUGGUGCGGGUUAAAGGCAACCUACCGACAUGCUGCGUUUCUUUAUACGACAUUAGGGGAACUUUCAUUCAUGCGAUGUAGCAUUAUGUGCGUACUAAACCCAGAUUGGGAUGCUUUCGAAGUGUAAAUAUCUGCAACAAGGCGGUUAUUUGUCAACACAGAGGGACAAACUGAAACCUUCAGCGUGAAAGAAAACGCCUCCCGAGAAGCCUUUUUUAAAAGUGGUUAUUUAUUUAUCUUAUUACUUUGACUGAAUCAUGUUUACGUUGGGAUGGGAUUUCUGUGGGUACCAUUUCCUUCUCAAGCUCUUCGCCUCUUGUCUGUUUUAAAAAGAUUGUUUGUGCAGAACGCUGCUGAACAUGAAAGAUUAUUCAGUUCAACACUAUUUUUGUGAGAAUUUCCUUUCUGCUUUUGUCCGUGUGUUUGUACUCUCCGGCUUAUAUCAGUUAUUCUUAGUCUCCUUUUAAAACUUAAUAUCGGUUUAUUUAAAAACUGAGUACUUUUUAAUAAGUGCCCUCUUCUUCUUCCAACCUGCUUUAGAGUGCUAGCACUGCAGAGCUUAUAAUGUAAUGAAACUGGUUGGACGUCUGAACUAAACUCAUGUUUUACACCAUCAAUUGUUUGCUUUCUUUGAUUUUUUUAUUUGGUUAAAUUCCUUUUUUUUUUUUUUUUUUUUUUACUUCAUUUGGAGUUUUAUUUACAUUUGGAUUGUUUCAAGACAUUAGAGAAAAAGUGUCGAGUUUCAAAUCUAAAUUUUCAUUUAAAUACGGAGAAUAAUGUGAGACGUACACCCAAACAAGAUGUGUGUUUCGACAAGUGCUCAAACUAUAAGGAACGCCCUCCAUCAACACAAAGGGACAUUUCUCCUGACUGACAGUUAUUUGUUCUGGAGGGAAGGUGUUCCUGUUAUUUUGUACACUCGUGCAGCGUAACAUUUGAGCAACGAAGGUUUUAGUGGAUUUUUAGAGGGCACGACACUGAUCUACCUGACACCAGAUCAGAGGACCCGGGUUAACGUGGCCGAUUUCUUUUCCUGCUGGACUCGGCGGCAGUGACCGAACCUGCCGCACGUUUGGACCCACAGUAGACUCUGUGGCUGGCUGUAACGCCUAAUGUGAAUGUGCCUAUCUGUAUAUACUGAAAGUGAGUGAUUGUGACUUGAGUCUGAUGCUAUGUGUGUGGGCUGAUCUGCUGAUAUGAUCAUGUUAAAUAAAUGAUUUCAUUUUCUAACCGGA